Dovyalis caffra is the source of this 1170-nucleotide messenger RNA. The record is from the annotation of a GenBank genome assembly. Lineage: Eukaryota; Viridiplantae; Streptophyta; Magnoliopsida; Malpighiales; Salicaceae.
AUGAAUGAUUCUCUCAAUUCGACGGCUGUGAUCGACUUUGUAAUUGAGGCGCUGAGAUCGAUAUCGGAACUAAUAACGUACGGAGACCAGCAUGAUUCGAACUAUUUUGAAAUUUUUAUGGAAAGGCAAGUAAUGGGAGAGUUUGUAAGGAUACUUAAGGUUAGCAGAACGGUUUCCAUUUCGCUUCAGUUGCUGCAAACGAUGAGCAUUAUGAUUCAGAAUUUAAAAUCCGAGCAUGCAAUUUAUUAUAUCUUCAGUAAUGAGCAUAUUAAUUUUUUGAUAACUUAUACAUUUGAUUUUCGAAACGAGGAGUUGUUGUCAUACUACAUUUCUUUUUUAAGGGCGAUAAGUGGGAAGCUUGACAAGAAUACAAUUUCUUUGCUCGUGAAGACUCAAAAUGUAGGCUGGGCACUGGUUGGUUGUAAGUUGUUCAAGCUGGAAGAAGUUGUUUCUUUUCCACUGUAUGUUGAGGCAAUACGAUUUGCUUUCCACGAAGAGAAUAUGAUUCGUACUGCAGUGCGUGCACUGACACUCAAUGUCUAUCAUGUUGGCGAUGAAUCUGUGAAUAGAUUUGUUGUGAUGGCCCCUCAUGCUGAUUAUUUUUCAAACUUGCUUACUUUUUUCCGGAAGCAGUGCAUCGAUCUAAGUGGAUUGGUCUCUGAAACUCUAAAAAACCCAGAAUCAGAUACAACAACUGUGAUUCUUAAUGCCGUGGAUGAAAUUGAGGACAAUCUCUACUAUAUUAGUGAUGUUAUUUCUGCAGGGAUUCCAGAUGUUGGAAGGUUAAUAACAGACAAUAUUUUGCAACUUUUGAUCCUUCCUUUACUUCUUCCAUCUUUGCAGUUGGAUGCUGUUCAUGAUGUUCAGAUUGGUGCUGUCACUUCUCUAUAUUUGCUCUGUUGCAUCUUACGCAUAGUUAAAAGCAAAGAUUUGGCAAAUACCAUUGCUGCUGCUCUUUUCUGUCCACCAGAGGCUUUUGUUCCUAUCUCUGAGACUAAAUCCAAUGGUUAUAUGCCUGAUCAUGUGCAUGAAAUCCAACAGCCGGAAAAUGAAAACGUGAUUGAGGUGGAUGGAUGUUCAAAACAGAUUGUGCAGAGCUUGUCUAGUUCUUCGGAAGUUCAUCCUGAAGAUAUUAUCUUAAAAGGUGUUUCUCAUUCUACUUUGAGGUAA